Molecule: messenger RNA, 1932 nt
Organism: Dimorphilus gyrociliatus
Lineage: Eukaryota; Metazoa; Annelida; Polychaeta; Dinophilidae
Source: the annotation of a GenBank genome assembly
UGUCACUGAAAAUGAAAAUGUCUAUCCUCAAUUUUAUCUAUAAUAUGACUUUUGUAUUGAUCUUUAGAAAGUGUAUCAUUGUUGGAGGAAUUUCAUCAAGAGACAGUAAGCUAAUUAAUGUAGCCAGAAAAUCCAAUGGGGCAAUGUGCACACGUUCUUCCACAUUUCCAACUGCAAAGUAUAACUUUGAGUGUGAAUUUGCCCUGAAACCUUUCUGGAUUGAUUACAAUGAUUGGGCAGCUCUCUGCUCAAAUGCAAAUUGCAAGCAACAUUGGAUAGAGAUUACUUUUACAAAGAUCUAUGAUGUAAUAGAGUUUUGUACUACCCAGAGGUUAGUUGACCCUUCAUCAUUGAUGACAGCCAUUAAAGUUACCAUGGGAACUAAUCCAACCCGGAUUUAUCACAUUAACAUUUUAACAACAUGUUUGUUGCUUGAAGAUGGCGAUGGAUCUAGUUCAUCUAAGGCAAAAUUUGAAGCAGAGUCCUAUAUGUCUGGAAAUACAAGAAAUAUUGGGUUUAAUGAUAUAUCUAUUUUUGCACUAGAGAAUGAAAAUGUACACAACGGAGAUAAACUUACAAACACAGCUUUUAAACAUGUAGGAGCUAGCUGUAGUGCAUCAAGUUCAAGGUCAACUUUUGAAUGUAGCGAAGCACUAGACCGAGACAUAACUAAAACCUGGAGUCCAAAUUGUGAUGUGAGUGACUCAUUGAAAGGGUCGUGUGUAAAUCAUUAUAUUGAUGUAGCAUUAGCAUUCCCUGCAGAACCAAAACUACUAUGCAUAUCAAAUGGACACCAAUUUACAAAUAGAAUUAAGACUGUUAGAGUUGAAUGGAGUUCAGGAUUUAAUCAGACAGUAAAUCUUCCAAAUGCUGACCAGAUACAUUGCUUUAAUUAUACAAAUUCUUUUGGAAUGGAACAUGGACUAAAACUUACCAUUAUGGAUGUUUACAUUGACAAAAAUGUUGGAUUUCAAUAUGUGAGUGUUUUUGUAAAAGAUUCUUCAAAAUUGAUAUAUUUAAUUCAGUCAGAAAACUUUGUUGUCUAUCAUCUAUCACCUUAUGUUUACCAGAAUUUUAGGGCUAUAAAAUUUCAAAUUUUAGGUGUAAAUCUAGGUCAAACAGAUGAUUGUUCAUCUUUUAUAAUUGCCUUUAAAAGUGAAACAUCAAUCCAAUUGACUAUAAAGCUCAAUGAAAUUAUAAACAACAACAAAAUUUCAUCAAUGGAAGUAACUAAUCAACCUUCAAUACAAAUAAGUUCUUUACCAUUGUUUAGUUGUGAUGAUUGGAAAAGUUUCUGGCUAGAAAUGUCAGAAAGUCAUAUAACAUUUGGUUUGGGUAUGGAAUAUGGUAUUUCUAGAUUGGCAACUAUCUCAUCAGCCAUAUCUAUCAAACCAAGACAAAUCUUGUUUAAAAAUGGUUUGUCAAAUAUAAAAAAUGGAGUGAGGGUUGUUGAUGAAGAUGGAAUAAAACUGGAAAACUUUUAUCACGACUGCACUAAUAAUGAAUAUUAUAAAGCAAUUGAUCCACAUAUUUAUACAUGCACACCACUAAAGGAAAGAAACAGUCUCUUUCAUUACAAACUGUCAAAUGGAAAUGGCUUUAGAAGCAAUAGUACUUUUUCUAAAGUUGUAUUAAAAAAAACUGAUACUCUUUUGGGAGAUUUUAAUGUUAAUAUCUUCAUCAAGUUGGAUAAUGCUGAUGGCAAGUUAUGUAAACAGCAGCAGACAAUGAUUGAGAAAAAUUCCUAUUUUCAUUUUCCAUUUGAAUGUGAAGCAAGAAGCAAUAAAGGAUUAGAUAAUUUACAUAUUCUUAUACAUAUAUAUGAGUUGUCAGACAUUCCAAAAUUGUCUCUGUGUGAUAUAUCAGUAGAUUUUUAAUCUUUAAAAUAAGACACAAAAUUUCAAUCUCCAUCUACAGUUGAUUGUAUUAUGC